AGUUAGUAAUCACUGUCCUCUCUCUCCCACCUUAUUGUGGCCGCCCUCGAUAUGGAAUCAGCAACAACAACUCCAACCAUUUCAACACCUAGUCCGGCUAACUCGGACGUCACCUCCAUCAGCUCUACUCUGAGAUCAUCAUCGUCGUCAUUAGACCACGAACAACAGACCAAUGAGUCGACGCAGAAUGAGCCUCAUCAACUAUCCAGUACCUGGAGUUUCUGGCUCAUGUAUCAGGCCCAGACUAAGGAUAAGAAAGACAACUGGAAGAGUACACAGAAACGUGUUCUCGACUUUUCCACUGCUGAAGAGUUCUGGCGCGUUAUCAACAACGUGUCGAGCCCUAGCCGAUUGAGUUACGCCGAUUACAGCGUGUUUCGAUCUGGUGUAACCCCGAUGUGGGAGGAUCCUGUCUGUGCUAAGGGAGGCCGAUGGAUACUGGCAGUUGAUCGUUUUAUGAGGAGGGAUGCUCGUUCGAGUGGUCAGGAAGAGGCGCUUGAUGAGAGUUGGCUCAACGUAAUGCUGUCAUUGAUUGGCGGCUCAACCUAUGUCGACGAGGCUACAGGAGAGGAUAUCCCCGUUUGCGGCAGCGUAUGUUCUAUGCGGAAGUAUAACUGUAAAGUAGCUCUUUGGGUUGGUACCGCUGAUGAAAAUAUCUUGAUGAUGGUGGGGAGAAGAUUUAAGGAAUCUUUAAAGCCGCUCAUUGAUUACAUGACGGAUGUGAGUAACUGUACUACUUCAUCUGAAGAGGACACUACUUCUCGCCCCAACCGUGCUGCAAAGGCGGUCAUUCGCCCCAAGGCUAUCCAAUUCGAGUUCUUCUCUGACGAUAAUCAUAGUGGUCAGAGAAAAAUAGAGAUUCCAUUGAUUGCUGAUGAUAAUGAGUGAUAGCCGCCGAUGAGUCGUCGGUUGGACGUGCUCCUAUUAAUAUUAAUCCAAUUAUCAUCGAUCUCCUAUUAUCAUUGUAUAUGUACCUCAGCCGUAGACUAUAGUCUGUCGUAGUAGUAGUAGCAUAUACAAACUGUCAGCUUGGUUGAACGCGCUUAUUCUUGGGAUUUUACCUCGUGAAGACUUAAAGUGGAAGGAAUGUUCGUGCUUUGUCCAGUCGUUCAGAGGUUGGUGAUUGCUAACUUGAUGCACUUGUGGCACUUGUGGAUUUCUUCUUCGGAGUGCACGUAUUUGAGGGUGAUAUAUAAUGUUACUCGAUUGCGUAUCCUCUCUAUUUAUUGCUCUGGUGCACUAAUCAUAUCUUUGCUUGAUCAAUACAAGAUACAAAACAGGUUCGGUUGGCUACAACUGUUAUUGCUCGCCAGUAUUAUGAUGA
Perkinsus marinus ATCC 50983 is the source of this 1324-nucleotide messenger RNA. RefSeq names its product translation initiation factor E4, putative. Gene Ontology annotation, cellular component: cytoplasm; eukaryotic translation initiation factor 4F complex. Bases 52 to 888 code for a protein of 278 amino acids. Gene Ontology annotation, biological process: translational initiation. Gene Ontology annotation, molecular function: translation initiation factor activity; RNA 7-methylguanosine cap binding. The transcript has 4 exons. NCBI's taxonomy places the organism in Eukaryota, Perkinsozoa, Perkinsida, Perkinsidae. The record is from RefSeq and is a predicted model, not a curated record.